Frieseomelitta varia is the source of this 3665-nucleotide messenger RNA. RefSeq names its product solute carrier family 12 member 9. The record is from RefSeq and is a predicted model, not a curated record. The transcript has 10 exons. Lineage: Eukaryota; Metazoa; Arthropoda; Insecta; Hymenoptera; Apidae. The coding region runs from base 274 to 3123 and encodes 949 amino acids. Gene Ontology annotation, molecular function: potassium:chloride symporter activity. Gene Ontology annotation, cellular component: membrane. Gene Ontology annotation, biological process: chloride transmembrane transport; potassium ion import across plasma membrane; potassium ion homeostasis.
AAAAGAGAAAGAGAAAGAAAAAGAGAAAUAAAAGAUACGAUAAUUUUUCUAAACUUACGAAGUGACUAGUAGCUGUAAUAAAUGCAGCGAACAGUCAUAAUUAACAGUUUCACAUGAGUUUGAUAAUCUCAAAUCAUUGUACAUACAUUGUGUAAUCAGCUACGAUUUGACAUUUUACCAUAAGUUUCUCGCUGUCAAUGUUUUAUACACUGUUAUGUACAUACAAUACAAAAGAUCAAGUGUGUUGAUAUAUUUUUAAGAAAAUUAGGAAAAAUGAUGGCUUCAGAGGUAGGUUCAACGAACAAUGAACCUGUACAUGUCAAGAUCAGUAGUGAAAAAGCUCCUUUAAUCCAUGGAAGAAGUGUUCUAUACAGAUUAAGUAAUUUCUUUAAAUUUGGACGAGUACAACAUGCAGAAGGAGAUGGAUAUGUAGAAUUUGGUAGUUUGAAUGUAGAUAGCAGUCGUACUUUGGGAACAUUUGCUGGUGUAUUUAGUCCUGUAACAUUAUCCAUGUUCAGUGCCUUAAUUUUCAUACGAAUGGGAUACAUUGUGGGCAAUGCUGGAUUAUUUGUCACUUUGAUACAAUUUGUAAUUGCAUAUGGGAUUUUACUAUUUACUGUAGCAUCUGUGUGUGCAAUUUCAACUAAUGGAGCAGUUGAAGGAGGUGGUGCAUAUUUUAUGAUUAGUCGUACACUUGGACCAGAAUUUGGUGGUUCUAUUGGUACAUUAUUUUUUAUGGCUAAUAUUGUGUCAAGUGCUCUUUGUAUUUCUGGAUGUGCAGAAGGUUUGAUAGAAAGUUUCGGACCAUCUGGUUAUUUGUCUGGUAAAAGUGCACUGAUACCAGAUGGUGGGUGGUGGAGAUUUUUAUACUGUUCUAUAUUAAACACUGCCAAUUUAGUGGUGUGUCUAAUCGGAGCUGCUAUGUUUGCAAAAACUAGUGUUGCAAUCUUGGCUGUUGUAUGUAUCUGUUUAAUAAGUGUUUUUAUAAGUUUUUUGGCCAAAGGAUAUAUGGAGAUACCAAUUCCAGAUGCAAAUACACUGGUUCAAAAUGCAACAGAACAUGUUAAUGGCACUUACACAGGAUUAUUGUCAUCUACUCUUGCGGGUAAUCUUUAUCCAAACUAUAGUGCAGAUUAUUCAAGUAAAGGAGCAAUGACUGAUUUUGCAAGUGUUUUCGGUGUAUUAUUUAGUGGUGUUACUGGUAUAAUGGCUGGAGCUAAUAUGAGCGGUGAAUUGAAAAAUCCAGGAAGGAACAUUCCACGUGGAACUCUGUCAGCAGUAUUAUUUACAUUUAUAUGUUAUAUUCUUUUAUCUAUUCUUACAGCUGCUAGUACAAGUCGAUUUUUAUUGCAAAAUGAUUUUAUGUAUAUGAUGCCAAUUAAUAUUUGGCCACCAUUUGUGGCAGUUGGUAUAUUAACAGCAACAUUUAGUGCAGGUUUAAGUAAUUUAAUAGGGUCAAGUAGAGUUUUAGAAGCUUUAGCGAAAGAUAACGUGUUUGGUUCCGGUUUAAACUUUAUUAUACAAGGGACAUGGAAAGGAAAUCCAAUUGCUGCAGUUUUAACUUCAUGGACUUUGGUUCAAAUAAUUUUAUUAAUAGGUUCCUUGAAUAUCAUUGCACAGCUUAAUUCAGUAUUGUUCUUGCUAAGUUAUUUGGCUACUAAUUUAGCCUGUCUCGGACUUGAACUUGCAAGUGCUCCAAACUUUAGACCAACAUUUAAUUAUUUUACAUGGCAUACAGCUACAAUUGGUCUUCUUGGUACAUUGAUAAUGAUGUUCGUUAUAAAUGGUAUUUAUGCUUCUAGUAGUAUAAUACUUUGCUUAAUUUUAAUCAUUGUGUUGCAUUUAUUUUCGCCGAGUAAAAACGCCCCUUGGGGAAGCAUAUCUCAAGCACUUAUAUUUCAUCAAGUCCGGAAGUACUUAUUAAUGUUAGAUUCACGUAAAGAUCAUGUAAAAUUUUGGCGACCACAAAUGCUCUUAAUGGUAGCGUCUCCACGAUCAGCGUGCCCACUUAUAGAUUUUGUAAAUGAUCUAAAAAAGGGAGGAUUAUAUGUAAUAGGACACGUAAAAGUUGGAGAAUUUUUAGGCCAGAAUAUUGAUCCCACUAUAGAAGAGUAUCCACAUUGGUUAAGUUUAGUUGACCAUAUGAAAGUAAAGGCAUUUGUCGAGUUAACAGUUACAAAAACUGUACGUGAAGGACUACACCACUUAAUUAGGAUAUCAGGAAUGGGAGCUAUGAAACCAAAUACAAUUGUUCUUGGUUUUUAUGACGAAGAAACGCCGAUAGAUUUUUUCAAGAAUUCACAAUAUGCAACUGACAUAUUUGAAAACAUUUCAACCUUACCAAAUAGUACUGUAUUUCCUUUAAGGCAUACAAAUGCAGAGAAGAAUCUGGACUCAAUACAAUAUGUAGGAAUGUGUUCAGACGUGUUAAAAAUGAAAAAAAAUUUAUGUUUAUGUCGAAAUUUCCAUACGUUAAAUAAAUUACAAAUAGCUAAAAAUUCGGCUUUAAAAUAUAUAGAUGUAUGGCCCGUGAAUUUUUUCCAACCAACAGAUCAAGAUCCGUUUGAUACAACAUCGUUGUUUAUGUUGCAACUUGCGUGUAUUAUUAAUAUGGUACCUGUAUGGAAAAAUCUGCAUCUUAGGGUAUUUCAUUGUGAAGUUUCAGAAAGUAAUGCAAGUUUGAGUAUCUCAGAUUCACAAAAUUCAAUUAGCGAAUUUCCACGAGUUUCUAACGAACUUCGUAUAAGAAAAUUAUUAAAUAUGCUAAGAAUAUCUGCAUCUAUUAAAAAGAUUCCUAAUUGGGGAACACAAAUAAGUGGAAUAAAAGGACACUCUCUUAUUGAUUCGGCAGUGGAAAAUCAAUAUGAAUCAAGCACCGAAAGUACUAAUGUCUUGAGCAAUGUUUCACGUGCUUAUAUUUUGAGUGUAAAUCAAUUAAUCAAACAACAUUCUUUACAAACUGCUACAAUAUUUAUGUAUUUACCUGCACCUCCAGUAUCGAAUACAUGGGACGAGAAUACUAUAUAUCGUCAAUAUCUUCAGCUGUUAACAGAAUUAACAGCAGAUUUACCACCUACAGUAUUAGUGCACGGUGUUAGUGCUGUUACAUCAACAACGCUAUAGUAAUAUGUAAAUACAGUAAUGGAAAUUCUUAUUGUAUAAUUUUUCUAUAGGAGAAAGUAUUAUUUAAUGAAUAAUUUAUGUGACUUUAAAUUAUAAUUUUUAUAUAUAUUACGUUCUUGGAGAAAUGAUUAUUAGUAUUCGAGAAACGUUUGCUAUUUAAAUAGCAAAUAUAUUUUAUAAUUUAUGUAAUGUUUUGUAAUUUAUUACGACUAAUUCAGCAAUAAUAAUGCUUUUUUAUUACAAUAAGAAAAUCUCGUAACGAAUAUAUGUUAUUACUGUGAUAACGAAUUUACUCUAUAAGAGAGUUUCCAAAUAUAGAUAUUUUUUAAACAUUGUAAUACUUCUUUAUAUACUAAUAAAUCUGUAAGCUUAUAUCUUAUUAUAUUCAUAUAUAAAAUAACUAUUUCUAUACCAAUUUUUGUACUGCACUUAAUGUCAAAAUAAAUUCAGUAGCAGGAUAAAAAAAACUGUAAAAUUAAAAUAAAAAAAUCCUUACUUUCAUGUACGCUUUACAAACUAAAUAAAGAUUUAAAUUAAAUAAA